Messenger RNA from Notechis scutatus (mainland tiger snake), 938 nucleotides. The record is from RefSeq and is a predicted model, not a curated record. Lineage: Eukaryota; Metazoa; Chordata; Lepidosauria; Squamata; Elapidae.
UUCGGGGGGGCUCACUUGCCACAAAAGGCUCCAUUCUGGGGAGAAACCCUAUGAAUGCUUGGAGUGUGGAAAAACCUUUAGCAACACCUCUUCUCUAAGCAUACAUAAUAGGAUGCAUAAAGGGGAAAAAUCUUAUAAAUGCCUGCACUGUGAAAAGAGCUUCAAUCAAAAUUGUCAUCUUAAGUCACACGAGAGGAUCCACACGGGAGAAAAACCAUUUCAAUGCAUGGAGUGUGGAAAGACCUUCCGUCGCUCUGAAUCCCUUACUGACCAUCACAGAAUCCACACAGGGGAGAAGCCCUUUCAAUGCCUACAGUGUGGAAAGAGCUUCAGUCAAAAAGGUCAUCUUAAGUCACACGAGAGGAUCCACACGGGAGAAAAAGCAUUUCAAUGCAUGGAGUGUGGAAAGAGCUUCCGUCGCUCUACAAACCUGACUGCCCAUCACAGAAUCCACACAGGGGAGAAGCUCUUUCAAUGCCUAGAGUGUGGAAAGAGCUUCAGUCAAAAAGGUCAUCUUAAGUCACACGAGAGGAUCCACACGGGAGAAAAACCAUUUCAAUGCAUGGAGUGUGGAAAGAGCUUCCGUCGCUCUACAAACCUGACUGCCCAUCACAGAAUCCACACAGGGGAGAAGCCCUUUCAAUGCCUACAGUGUGGAAAGUGCUUUGCCAGUUCUGGUGGCUUUCAUGCCCACAAACAGACCCACACAGGGGAGAAACCCUUUCAAUGCCUGGAGUGCAGAAAGAGCUUCAGUCAAAAAUGUCAUCUAAAGUCACACGAGCGGAUCCACACGGGAGAAAAACCCUUUCAAUGCACGGAGUGUGGGAAGAGCUUCAAUGCAAAAAGUAGCUAUAUCGUACAUUGCAGAAUCCACACGGGGGAGAAACUCUUUCAAUGACUGCAGUGUGGAAAGCGCUUUGUCCGUUCUUAUAGCUUUU